GAUUCCGCCGCCGAAAUUUUUGCCGUUGAGCGUCUGGCUUCAGGUUCCAUCUGCGAUUCCCCGAAUUCUUUCUUCGAUCUAGGUGCUUCAGCCCACCGUAUCCUUACCCAGGUCGUCGUCACGGGCGCUCGAGUAUUCGGUCGAGCCUUCGCAGAAGCUUACAAGCAGGCGUCCGCAUCGUCCAAAUACGCCCAGGCAAAUAAGGGAAAGGGAGGAAGCUCAAGCACGUUUGCAUCUUCCGGCUUGACACUCGAUGAGGCUUGCAAGAUUCUCAACGUCAAGCCACCGGCCGGUGGAGAAACGAAUGUGGAACAGGUGAUGGAGCGGUUCAAGAAGCUGUUUGAUCUGAAUGAUCCCAAAAAGGGCGGCAGCUUCUAUCUGCAAAGCAAAAUCUUGCGCGCUCGCGAGAGAAUCGAGAUGGAGAUCCGACAAGCGGAGCGCAAAGCCGCACAGGAGAAAGAACUCCGGGAAGGCUGGAAUCCCAAGGUGUACAAGGACCGGUGA
Molecule: messenger RNA, 504 nt
Organism: Aspergillus novofumigatus IBT 16806
Lineage: Eukaryota; Fungi; Ascomycota; Eurotiomycetes; Eurotiales; Aspergillaceae
Product: import motor complex subunit PAM16
Exons: 3
Biological process (GO): protein import into mitochondrial matrix
Cellular component (GO): TIM23 mitochondrial import inner membrane translocase complex
Source: RefSeq, a predicted model, not a curated record